AUGACAUACCUUGUCGACUCACCACCGCUUCCCCCUCUCUCGACUCUCUUUCCUCAUAUCCAUUCCAAUGCCGCAAGUCUCCCACGUUCUGCAGACCCUUUCACGGUUACCACCAGCACCGGAUUUCUCCCUUGCCGUUCGCCCCUGCUGCGUCUGCCAGCACAAUUCAAUGCCUUAUCAGCGAUUCUCGACGACAUGCCAAUAGUCAAAGCAGAUGGCUCGCCUGGUCUGCUCGCCACCUUCAAGCUCGGCCCUCUUAUCGACUCGGGUGCUUUACCAGAUUUGACCUCUUGUGUUGAUGACUUGCGGACCGAUACUGGCGAUCUCGACCUCGAAGCCAUUACCGCCGUCUUCAGAGACUACAGCUUUUUGGCUAGUGCGUAUCUCCUGGAGCCUUGUUGGGAGACGUGGUCGAAAGACCAUGAAGCCGGCUAUGGUUUAGGGAGAGCGGUCCUGCCAAAGUGCAUUGCCUCGCCACUAGUGAAAGCAGCGGACAUUCUCGACAUUCCGCCAUUCAUGUCCUACGCUGCAUCAUAUGCACUAUAUAACUACUCCCUCGUCAAUCCCGGUAUCGGUGCAAGCUUAUACGACAAUCUCCGUCUCAUCCGUGCGUUUGAACGCGGUCUCGACCCCUCAAGCUCAGAAGCUGGCUUCAUCUUGACCCACAUCCAUAUGGUCCAGGAAACAGGUCCCUUGAUUUCAGGCGCCGUCGACCUCCUGUCAAUCAUCGAAAACUCUCCCAAUGAUGUAUCUUCCGCAGUCUCGGCAUUCCAAACUAUGCUCUCUGCCAUGGCCCGCAUCGAAUCCCACAUGGAACAAAUGUGGACCCAUUCCCUACCAAAAGACUACCUCUCUUACCGCACAUUCAUCUUCGGAAUCACCUCACAAUCCAUGUUUCCCAAUGGGGUGGUCUACCAGGGCAGCCGCUACGGAGACUCCAAACCCUUGUAUUUCCGCGGUGAAUCCGGCGCAAAUGACAGUAUCAUUCCCCUAUUAGAUCAUCUGAUGGAGAUACCCAUGCCGAGCAACCCGCUCACGGAGAUUCUCAGAGAUUUCAGGAGUUACCGACCAAAGACACAUAGGGAGUUUCUGGCGUGGGUCAUGAGUAAAAGCGCGGAAGUGGGUGUGAGACAGUACUGCACUCAUCAUGCCUCGUUGCGGAAUAUGAAAGGCAACAAUGAGGCUGACGAGGACGAGGCCACUGCCUUGCUGUUGCCAACAUUCUAUCUCAAAUUACUUGACCAUGUGCGCAGUUUUCGCUGGCGUCAUUGGUUGUUUGCUAGGGAAUACAUUAUCAAGCGCUCGUCUCAUCCCACAGCCACGGGAGGAUCUCCUAUCGUUACGUGGUUGCCAAAUCAGUUGUUUGCAGUCAUGGAUUUGAUGGAGGACGUGUAUGGCGAGAGUGGAUUGAAGAAGGUUGUGGAGCAGGGUACACGAGAAACGGAGACAAAGGUGGUCAAGGAGAUGAUGGAUAAUGUUUCAAGUCAGAGGGAAAAGCUGGACAAGGAGGUUAACAAGUAUUGUGCAGAAAGGGGUGCCUGA
Cladophialophora psammophila CBS 110553 is the source of this 1542-nucleotide messenger RNA. RefSeq lists its product as uncharacterized. Bases 1 to 1542 code for a protein of 513 amino acids. Gene Ontology annotation, molecular function: heme binding; metal ion binding. The record is from RefSeq and is a predicted model, not a curated record. Lineage: Eukaryota; Fungi; Ascomycota; Eurotiomycetes; Chaetothyriales; Herpotrichiellaceae. The transcript has 2 exons.